AUAUUGAUGAAAUUGCCGAUAAAAUUAAUGAGUUGAAUCGUGAAGUGAAGAGGGUACGUACUUUUACAAAAACCGAAAAGGGUAAAUUUGUGCAAGAAAGAGGUGUUGAAAUUCAGUUUCAGCUUGAUUUGACCAAAAGUUUCAAAGCAAAGUCACCUGGAAAGUUUUUAUAUCCGCCUAACAUGAGCAAGAACGCAAAUCCAAAAGAAGAAAAAGUACAAGAUUAUUUUAUGGAUGAAUGCAAGGCAUUAGAAAAUUAUGUAAACAUACAAAACAAACUUAUUGUCAGAGAUACACAUUUUUCGCCGUUGCUGGAUACUCGAGAACCAGAUUUUGUAUUCAUUCCAAGCGAUUCUCCUUUGGAUCCAUUAAGUGUUGUAGCCGUUG
Messenger RNA from Racocetra fulgida, 387 nucleotides. The record is from the annotation of a GenBank genome assembly. Lineage: Eukaryota; Fungi; Glomeromycota; Glomeromycetes; Diversisporales; Gigasporaceae.